CUAAACGCUAUAUAAGCUCUCUCUCUCUUUCUCUCCCUCUAACCCACUUCGCGUCUUCGUUUUACCUCAUUUCUCUCCGAUCAGAAACAUCUAUAUGUGAUGUUGAGGUUGUGGAAAUGGUAUCAGAAAUGUUUGACUGUUCAUCCGGUUAAGACCCAGAUCAUCAGCUCCGGCUUUCUCUGGGGUGUUGGAGAUGUUGCCGCCCAGACCAUUACCCAUUCGACAAUGAAGAAAUAUCGUCUGAAAUCUGAUGCAGAUGAGGAGUUUAGGAUAAACUGGAAAAGAGUGGCCAUCACAAGCAUGUUUGGAUUUGGAUUUGUUGGACCAGUAGGUCAUUUCUGGUAUGAGGGCUUAGACCGAUUCAUAAGGUUGCGUCUUCAUCUACAACCUAAUUCAAUGCGGUUUGUUGCUACUAAAGUUGCAAUGGAUGGUAUAAUCUUUGGGCCUCUUGAUCUGUUUGUGUUUUUUUCAUAUAUGGGGCUUUCCAUGGGCAAGAGUAUUGAUCAAGUGAAGGAAGAUGUGAAGAGGGAUUUCCUCCCAGCCUUGAUUUUGGAGGGUGGUAUCUGGCCACUAGUUCAGGUUGCUAAUUUUCGAUUUGUUCCUGUGCGAUAUCAACUUCUCUAUGUGAAUGUCUUCUGUUUAUUAGACAGCGCGUUUUUAUCAUGGCUCGAACAGCAACAGGAUGCUCCUUGGAAGCAGUGGAUAACAUCAUUUCUAGCCUUGGAAGAGCAAGAAGGCCAGGGCUGAUGAUGUCUUUUGAUGUUCUCUUAUAUCUUUCUCAAGAUCGAUGAUCGUAAUGGAAAAAAUGUGUGCCUAAAUGGUCUUGUAAAGUCGAAAGAAUUUCAUUGCACCCUGAAAUGGCAUCAUGUGUUUUUUAAGGUUGGGUUUUGGGGAAAUGAUGUAAACUAAUUUCAAGCUUUACGUAUUGUAAUGCUAUUGCAUCAGACAGGACCAAAAUAUUGCAAUCUGUUCAACUUACUUGUGCCAA
This is a messenger RNA of Macadamia integrifolia, 988 nucleotides long. Its product is annotated as protein Mpv17. The transcript has 3 exons. The coding region runs from base 100 to 747 and encodes 215 amino acids. Lineage: Eukaryota; Viridiplantae; Streptophyta; Magnoliopsida; Proteales; Proteaceae. The record is from RefSeq and is a predicted model, not a curated record. Gene Ontology annotation, cellular component: cytoplasm; membrane.